This is a messenger RNA of Macrosiphum euphorbiae (potato aphid), 582 nucleotides long. The record is from the annotation of a GenBank genome assembly. NCBI's taxonomy places the organism in Eukaryota, Metazoa, Arthropoda, Insecta, Hemiptera, Aphididae.
AUGUUUGAAAAUACAGGUUGUAAUGCUAAAAAUCGUUUCAUUGCCACCGGUAAGAUCGAAGUUCCUCUUUAUUUGACGGAAAUCUUGUCAGAAUGGACAAAAGCUGCAAUACGUACUCAACCUUCAGAUUUACUUUUAUGGUCUCAAAUUUACUUUUCUUUAAAAUCUAUUGGUAAACAGCCACCCGUAAAAGAAUAUUUGGAUCCCCCCGAUCUAAAACUAGGACCCGGUGGCUUGACUCCAAACACGUUGAAGGCACUGGCUAAGACUUUAUCUGAUGAAUAUGAGACUUAUGAUAGAAUAGAAGCAAUGUGGAAUAUUUUGUCACUUAAGAAAAAAAUAUUUAUGGAAAUAAUUAAAUUUGGUAAUUUUAAAAAUGAUAUAAAAUCAAACGAAUUUAUAGGAAUUGCUGCAUCUUACCUAAACAAUAGCCUGAAAGGUACAAUGAUAUUGUUGUGCGAUACGUUGUCAACAGAUGACUCAAGUGGUGUCUUAUUGGAAAUCUUUGUGGAAAUUUAUCAAUAUUUGGCAAGACUUGAUUGUGCAGACGUAGUAUAUCGUCAAAUGAAAUUCACUAGUUGA